AAGCGACAGAAAGAGAAAUCGAUUAACUUAACAUCCAGUAGUAUACGUUCUUUCUCGACGUCCGCGGCUCGUGCGUUACGAUUUCGAUCGCUUUCCGACUAGACUUUCGUGCUAACGUAUUGUACGAUAGUCGCUCGAUAUAUGCACGUACGUACAGUACAUAGGAAUGAGACCGGGAAUCUUCGUCACGGUUUUAUGUUUCUUGCCAGUUUGAAUUUUAAAUAAUUCCGAUUCGAUCGAUCGAGUGGAGGUUCUGAAAAUAUACGUGAAAGUAUUUGAACACUUGGCAUAGAAAAGUUUGGGUCAUGACGAAUAGGAUGCAGAUCUGCUGCUCUCUUGUUCAUCAGUUUCGCAACCAGUGAAUUUCUUAUUUUGUGUAAUCGUAAAAAAAAAUUGUUGAAUAGUUUCGGGUGGAUAGAUUACAUUCGUUGGGCAAUUUACACAUCCGGUUGAAUAUCAUUUUUAUCGAACAAAGUCAACGCGUAAUGUUGGGGAGAAAUUUGAACGGAAUGUAGAAAUGCGAGUCCGAAAUUGUCUAAAUAGCGAGAGAAAAAGAAAGAAAAAAAGAAAGAAAGGAAGGAAGAAAGGAAGGAAGGAAGGAAGGAAGGAAGGAACAUAUAGAGGGUGUCUCAGAUGUAGUAUACAAGAUAUGAGAGAAUAUCUAUUCUUGGACAUAAAAAAAGCAUUCGUUGCUGCAAAGCAUUCGUCGAACGAAGUCUGUUACGAAGAUGACGUCGGAAUAAUAGCAAUGCCUGGAAAUCCACAGAAAACAGUUGAGAUCUUACAAACCUACAUAAGUUCACUGAAAAAUGGUUGCUAGAGCAGAGAAUAAUGGUCAAUUAUAAUAAGUGUAAUUACAUUGUGUUCACCUUUCGUAGACUCUCUAAAGAUAACGCUUCAUAUCAAUGAAUACCGCAAACAAAAGUGAUCAAAUAUUUGGAAAUCCAUUUACACUCGAAACUAACUUGGAAACAGCGCGUACACAAAAAGAUGCAACAAGAAUUAGGAGGAAAGACGCGUAGUAGUAAACCAACCGUCGUUCGAAACUUAGUAUAGAAAACAAAUUACUAAUCUACAGAGUAUUAUCUAGGGUAUUUCUAUAUAGGGUAUCUAUAGAGAGAUAAUAAAACUAGUGUGGACGUACGGCAUCGAAUUAUGGGAUAUAGUGGCUAAAAGCCGCAUUGUUAAAGUAGAAGCUAUGCAAUCAUACUUCGUACGAUAGUGGACGCAUUUUGCUACAUACUAAAUAAAGAACUACGCAAAGAUCUUUGAAUGUCCGCUAUAAAGGAGAAAAUUCAGCGAAUAUCCGACAGAUGUAAAACAACACCAAUGAACCACCCAAACGAGCUAGCCAAAUAAACUGUACACUGGUAACGUCGUUUGAAGAUUGAAAAAGAAAUGACCGCAGCAUCUAGAGUGACGCAAGAUCAAAUAUUGAAACAUUCCAAUGCGAUUAAAAUGUAGGAAUCUACUGGGAGUUAUUAAAAAGAAAAAAAAAAAUAUGCAGCACAAAGCACGUUAUAACAACGUGUUUAAUUACGAUUGAGAGUAACCUAUAGUUAUUUGCAUUAUUUAAAUAUUAUCGACAUAUGUGAAUAUUGGUAUGAAUGCAAAUAAUUAUAUACUUAUUAUUCAAAGUUGUUGAAUAUAAGUUAUACACAUCUACAAGAAUGUUUUGAUUAAAUUUCUAAUGUUACGAAGUAGAAUGCACCGACGUAUUUUUUUUUCAGUAUUCACUUCGUGUGUUGUAUUACACAACAUACAUUCAUUUUCCAUUCAUUGUUGGAAGUUUACCGCACUAUUUAUCGACGACAAGGUCUUCAGGUGUCGUCGUAAAACAAAGCGAAAGAACUCAAGUUAUUCGAAGUUAUUAUUACUUUAGAGAUCGUUUUGAAGUUUACUUUUAUUACAUUGAAUUCUAUCUUUAAAAAACACGUCGUAUUUAAUACCUUUAGAAUAUUGAUAAAAUAUAUUUGCUACUUAAAGUAGUGAACUACCUUUCCUAGAACAUGUAAUUAUCAUAAUACAAUAUUUUUAUAAGUAUGGAAAAUCCGUAAAUAAAGUUUUAGUUUUAGUAAAUUUAUUCACCAGUAGAUAAGAUGGACCACCUCAACAGAAGUUACAUUAUUCUAUUAAAUUAAAUGGUAAUUAUCACCUUGAAAUAUGUUGUAAAAGUCAAUAUUCUGAGCAAGUAUGUUCCGUUUAAGCGGUAAUGCGCAAAUAUCUGAGAAAAUACAGUGAUACGAAAAGAUAUUUCAGACAAAAGUGGUAUGGUAUCGAGAGGGACAUGCUGAGCUUUUAUCUACUUGACCUUGUGAUGAUCGACAUUAAAAUUUUUAUAUGAAUACCUCUAUUUUUUAUUACAUAUUUUUGUAGCUGACACUCAGACGUCUUCAAAACACUAUAAACUCUUAUCUUCUGCGUCAUCCGCUAUGAAAAUACGAACUUUAAAAUUCAAUGUGCCGCCGACAUUAACGUUACACGAUGUACACCGCAGAGACAUAUAAAAACCAUUUUCACAAUUGCUGUACUGCCCAAACACAAGGUCGGAGUUUUUUAAUAUUUCCAAAACAGUCAGUCGUUUCUCAGCAGUCACUUUUAGCUGACAUCUUGUAUUGUUCUCUUAAAUUUGAAAGUUUAUAUCAUGUUAGCAGAUGGUGCGGAAGAGACAAGAUUGUAGUGUUCUGAAAACGUCUGUAUGUCACCUAUACGAAUAUGUAAUGAAAAAUGGAAAUUCCCAUUUAAAAAUGAUAAUGUCACUAUCACAACAGGAGCCAAAAUUACCGCAAGGUCAAAUACACGAGACUAUAAUAUAUCUUCCUCCAUGUCAGGCAAUUAUUGUCUGAAACAUUUUUUCCUAUCAUUGAUGUUUUUCAAAAUAUUUGUAUGGUUUGACAUAAACUGGACAUACUGUAUAUACUAAAUCAUUAUUAAAAAUAAAAUUAAUUUUUUACUAUUUUUAAAGGAAAUAUUCUUCGAUCUGCCGUAUUAAACUCCGAAGGUCGUUCACUUGUUUCUUAACAUCUUUCCGAACAAUCUUCAGCCAUAAUUUUUGAUACACGGACCGUUUAUUUUGAAAGUGACAUAAUUGGGGAUUUUCCUUUGUUUUCAGAUAUUGAAGUGUUCACGUUUCCACCGAUUGAAAAAUCCUAAUGGGACUUUCUUAGUUUGUUCACGUCUGUAUGCGUUUAAAUAGAUGUAAAUACAUUAUACAAAUAGAUCUUUGAGAAUUAACUAAA
This is a messenger RNA of Bombus pyrosoma, 3239 nucleotides long. RefSeq lists its product as uncharacterized. The coding region runs from base 518 to 820 and encodes 100 amino acids. NCBI's taxonomy places the organism in Eukaryota, Metazoa, Arthropoda, Insecta, Hymenoptera, Apidae. The transcript is spliced from 3 exons. The record is from RefSeq and is a predicted model, not a curated record.